UCGGCGAUGACCCUGACAAGAGCUUAUAUUUCAACGUCUUCACAGGCAGAACAAGUCACACCAUCACACAAUCAUCAUUCAUUCAUUCCACAAAGGCAACGAACCAUGGCUCGAAAGCGCAAGACCCAGCAAGAAACCGAGUAUGUCGGCCGCCCCGUUACCCCAGAACUAUCAUCAGCCACCAAGAAGCUCAAACUGGGCCUCUCGCAAUGGUCUGGUUUUGAGAAUCGAGUAGCCAACACUAUCGACAGGCAGGGCACGGCGUCUGCAUGCCUGUCCCCGGGCGCUGCUCCACUCACGCCUUCUCCAUCGCCCCAGAAUCCCAAGAUACGGGAUGCCCCUCGUUCUACGAGCCCCCGGCGCUCUUCCCUGUCUACACCCAAUCAUCCAUCGCCAUCUCCAUGCCCGUCUCCGUCUCCGUGUCCUUCUUCAUCCGAAGAAAACACAGCCGUCUUCCUCGACACGCUCUCAUCGCCCGCCCUCCUCGACACAGCCCUCUCCUCGCUUGUAGAAGCCUACCUCCUGCCUGACGGAAACUUCGCGCCUCCGCGCCAACUCUGGCUCAACAUGCAAAAGUUCCGUCCGUACGUCGAGGAAGGCGCAAAGGUGCUGGCGGGCACAAGCGAAUCUCCCUCUUCCUGCACGGAUGCUGCUGUCAGAGCGCAGAAGAAGCCGGGCGAAGGAGACAUGUCGUACCACGCCGCCAAGUUCUGGGGCCACAUGCGGUUCCUCGGCCUUCGGCUCCUGUGUCAUUUGCCGACCGAGUAUGCGAAUAUGUUGCAACGGUCGCCCGAGGAGUUCUUCGCCGAUGGUGAGGACACCAAGGCCGUGCUUGCUCUUGGUCGUGAUGGACGCGGCGGAGGAGCGAGGGAAGUGUACAUGUACUCGCGCCGGAUCGGGAGUCGCAUGGUGGCGGACAAAAUGCGAUGGGCGAUCCUGACGCUGGCGUGGCAGAGGGUCAUCGAAGCUGUCAAGACGUCUCGCACGGCGAAGCAUGGAAAGGCGGCACGGCUGAAUGCGAAGGCCAAGCCGCGCCUCACGGAGGGGGAUUUGCAUGCUUUCUACGAGACUUAUUUUCGCGGGCCGUCAGCAGGCGACGCAGAUGCGGAAGGAGAGGGGAUGCAGAAGCAGGAGGUGCUGGCGUGGUUCAACGCGCUCAGACACACGGCAUCUGCGUAUGCGUUUUUGGCGAGGGAGGUCGGGUGUGGCGUGUUGUUGCAUUUGCUGCCGCAUUUCAGCGAGAGCGCGAUCGUGCAGGGGUUGAGUCGCCGUUCGGUGGCGGCGAGAGAGGGGGUGGCGUGGUUGAAUGAUGAAGACGCUGAGGGGGGCGGACUCGCGCAGGAUGAGGGCGUAUCGAGGGUGGGCGAGCAGGUGGAGCGGCUUGUGGACUGGAUCGAAGCGAGGAUUGUGGGUGAUGCGUUGGAGGAGUAGAUGCAGGCUUGGUCAGGGCUCGGGAAGGCUAUUGUGCGGUUUCGGUGUAGGGGCUCAAAAUGAUAGAACAACGUAGAUCGAUAGAACUAUUAAAAGCGCAAUUUCUCGUGCGGUUCUUCCCAUAUUUCCUGCUCGUUUCUCAUCUUGUGCACAUGCAGCGUUGUGGUCGUGUUGUAGUGGGAUGCUGGCUUGGACACCGA
Molecule: messenger RNA, 1631 nt
Organism: Dothidotthia symphoricarpi CBS 119687
Lineage: Eukaryota; Fungi; Ascomycota; Dothideomycetes; Pleosporales; Dothidotthiaceae
Exons: 1
Coding region: 106-1431 (441 amino acids)
Source: RefSeq, a predicted model, not a curated record